Capsella rubella is the source of this 2133-nucleotide messenger RNA. Its product is annotated as serine/threonine-protein kinase D6PKL3. Gene Ontology annotation, molecular function: protein serine/threonine kinase activity; ATP binding. The transcript is spliced from 3 exons. NCBI's taxonomy places the organism in Eukaryota, Viridiplantae, Streptophyta, Magnoliopsida, Brassicales, Brassicaceae. Gene Ontology annotation, biological process: protein phosphorylation. The record is from RefSeq and is a predicted model, not a curated record. Gene Ontology annotation, cellular component: plasma membrane; cytoplasm; nucleus. The coding region runs from base 126 to 1904 and encodes 592 amino acids.
UCUUCGACAUUGAUCGGAUCGGAUCUACAAAAAAAAACUCAGUCAAAGAAAAAGAAGAGAUUGUUUUCACUUCACUAAGAAACUACUGAUUUGUCUAUGAUCAGGAAUUGUGUCAAACACCUUCAAUGGAAUCUUCAUCAGUCGAUUACGUUGGCUCAUCGUCGUCCAAACCCAGAAACCCUCCUGCUAAAUCCAAAGGUUCCAUGAAAUCUUUCUCAAUUGAUUCGAGGGGUACCAAGAAAUCAGAACGACCAUUGAAGAAGAAGACGUCAAACCCAGAACCAGAACCAGAAACACCAACUUCCCCUGAAGUUUUAGAAAGUUCUGAAUCCUCUGUUUCUGCUGAAUCCGAAACACCAAUUUCGAUUACACGGAUGAAGAAACAAUCAGAGCCGAGGUAUUACCCUAGCCCAACGAACACGUUUUACACAGCACCGCUUUACUCAGAGGCAAAACAGAGCUUUACAAACACAGAAGUCAGUGAAUGUGCAAGCACGAGCACUAUUGGUGUAGGCGGUAUUGAUUUGGAGAAGACGGGUUUAAUGAUAUACAGAGGAAGUACAGGGAGUGAUGUUAGUGAUGAGAGUAGCUCGAGUGGUAUGAGCAAUGCAGCUUAUAAGCCGCAUAGAGCUAAUAAUGACAAGCGUUGGGUUGCGAUUCAGGAGGUUCGAUCUCGGGUUGGUUCGUCCCUUGAGGCUAAAGAUUUCAAGCUGAUGAAACAACUUGGAGGUGGUGACAUUGGGAAGGUUUACUUAGCUGAGUUGAUUGGAACAGGAGCGAGUUUCGCUGUGAAAGUUAUGGAGAAAGCAGCUAUUGCAGCGAGGAAGAAGCUAGUUAGAGCUCAGACUGAGAGAGAGAUACUUCAAUCUUUAGAUCAUCCGUUCUUGCCUACGCUUUAUUCGCAUUUCGAAACAGAGAAUCAUUCGUGUUUGGUUAUGGAGUUUUGUCCUGGUGGUGAUUUACAUUCUCUCCGGCAAAAGCAGCCUGGAAAGUACUUCCCUGAGAGCGCAGCAAGAUUCUAUGUUGCUGAAGUUCUUCUAGCUAUGGAGUAUCUACACAUGCUUGGGAUCAUAUACAGAGACCUUAAGCCUGAGAAUGUCUUGGUUCGUGAAGAUGGACACAUAAUGCUAUCAGAUUUCGACCUUUCACUGAGAUGUGCAGUCUCUCCAACGUUAGUCCGGUUUGCAGCAACCUCGACACUUGACUCGAAAAGCUCAAGCUACUGUAUCCAGCCAACAUGUGUAGACCAAUCAAGCUGCAUUGUUCAGCCUGACUGCAUCCAGCCAGUGUGUUUCACACCUAGGUUCUUGUCUAAAAGCAAGAACAAGAAGAAGUCGAACGAUAUGAGCCGCCAAGUCAGACCGCUCCCUGAGCUGAUCGCUGAACCGACUAGCGCAAGGUCAAUGUCUUUCGUUGGGACACACGAGUACUUAGCACCAGAGAUUAUCAAAGGAGAAGGUCACGGAAGCGCAGUCGACUGGUGGACAUUCGGGAUCUUCCUCUAUGAGCUUCUGUUUGGGAAAACACCGUUUAGAGGAGCCGAUAACAGAGCGACGCUCUUUAACGUAGUUGGACAGCCAUUGCGGUUUCCCGAGCACCCAAGUGUGAGCUUUGCAGCUAGAGAUUUGAUCAGAGGAUUGCUAGUGAAAGAGCCUCAGCAUAGGUUGGCUUAUAGGAGAGGAGCCACUGAGAUAAAACAGCAUCCGUUUUUCCAAAGUGUGAAUUGGGCUUUGAUCAGAUGCACCAGUCCACCUCAGAUUCCUCAACCGGUUAAACCCAUGGAUCAAGCUCAUAGUCUUCGUCAUGGUCAUAGUCAAGGACAUGGACAGAGUGGUCAUGAUAAUAAGCCACCUGCUGUGGAUGUGAAGCCUUCUGGUAAUUAUUUGGAAAUUGAUUUCUUCUGAUUUGUGUCUUUCAACUAUCAGUUUUGGUUGGUUCAAUCUUGUUCUGCCGUAUUAUGAUUUUGUGCUACUGAUGUGUUCUCUCUUACCAAACAUUUGACUUGUGUUCUUCACAUUAUGGUGAGGUUGUAUCUAGUUUUUUUUUUUGCUUUUUCCAAUACAUAUAUUCGGAACAAGUUUCUUUUAAUGCAAUUAUGGAUAUGUAAAUUUAAUCAUUUGCAAUUUUGUGCUA